This is a messenger RNA of Ixodes scapularis (black-legged tick), 1032 nucleotides long. RefSeq names its product fez family zinc finger protein erm-like. Gene Ontology annotation, cellular component: nucleus. The coding region runs from base 1 to 1032 and encodes 343 amino acids. NCBI's taxonomy places the organism in Eukaryota, Metazoa, Arthropoda, Arachnida, Ixodida, Ixodidae. The record is from RefSeq and is a predicted model, not a curated record. The transcript has a single exon.
AUGGCUCCCGACAAGUCCAGCAAAAGCCACAGCAGCUGUCCCCUGACGCUCAUGCUCAACGACUGGCGCCGAAAACUUCAGGCCUCCGGUUCCUGGAUACGCCCCGUCCUACCGUACGGCCCUUCCGGAUCAAGCAUAGACCGCCAAGACUCGACCCUCGCCCUGGGCAUCGCCACCACCGCUCUCAGUCAACUGGCGAGGCUACACCAGGGCCCCAGGCUCGUCUACCCGUGGCUGCAUCACUCGUCAGACGGACUGUCGUCGCUGGCAGCUUCGGGGCUUCCUCCGGCGCACGCGGAGCCGAGACUAGUACGGCCCCAGCCGCGACUCGCCACGACGGCCGCGGAGAGCACGAAGUCGUCCAAGCACGACCCGGACAAGCAGAAUGGAGGGAAGCAGAAGACUUUUACGUGCUCCGAGUGCGGCAAGGUGUUCAACGCGCACUACAACCUGACGCGGCACAUGCCGGUGCAUACGGGCGCCCGGCCAUUCGUGUGCAAGGUGUGCGGCAAGGGCUUCCGGCAGGCGAGCACCUUGUGUCGGCACAAGAUCAUCCACACGCAGGAGAAGCCCCACAAGUGCGCCACGUGCGGCAAGGCCUUCAACAGGAGUUCGACGCUGAACACGCACGUGCGCAUUCACGCGGGCUUCAAGCCCUGGGUGUGCGAGUACUGCGGCAAGGGCUUCCACCAGAAGGGCAACUACAAGAACCACCGGCUCACCCACACGGGCGAGAAGGCGUACAAGUGCACCAUCUGCAACAAGGCGUUCCACCAGGUGUACAACCUGACGUUUCACAUGCACACGCACAACGACAAGAAGCCGUACACGUGCAAGGUGUGCGGCAAGGGGUUCUGCAGGAACUUUGACCUCAAGAAGCACUCCAGGAAGCUUCACGAGACCGGCGUGUCCAGCACAGCUCCGCGUCGCCUGUCACCCGACGACGGCCCUCGGCUUCAGCUGCAAGUCGGCCCGUUCGUUGGGCCCUCGGGCAUCCUCGUCGACCCCGCCGCCAUCGCCGGGAUGCUCUGA